Cajanus cajan (pigeon pea) is the source of this 450-nucleotide messenger RNA. Its product is annotated as actin-related protein 2/3 complex subunit 5A. Gene Ontology annotation, biological process: regulation of actin filament polymerization; Arp2/3 complex-mediated actin nucleation. The record is from RefSeq and is a predicted model, not a curated record. Gene Ontology annotation, cellular component: actin cytoskeleton; Arp2/3 protein complex. Lineage: Eukaryota; Viridiplantae; Streptophyta; Magnoliopsida; Fabales; Fabaceae.
UUGCAGUGGUCACAUUUAUGUGUUCUCACACUACAUAGCCAGCCACAACCCUAAGCUUCUGUUCCUACACAACGUGGGACCCACUUAACGAGGUAACGUACUGCACCGUUCGGAGACUGAGAUCUGAAGCUUCAGUUGUUGUUGUUUGGUGGAAACGGAAAGAAAGGAAUUGAUCAAUGGCGGGAGCAGAAGAAGCAGAUAACACAAAUGCCAUUAUUACCAGAAUUGAACACAAAUCUCGCAAGAUCGAAACCUUACUCAAACAGUAUAAACCCGUCGAAGCGCUUAAAACCGCCCUUGAAGGCACAUAUGCCAUCAUUGUUGGAGAUGAGCGUUGCAAGGCGGCACAAUGGCUUGUGGUGCAUAGAGCUAUAAUGUGGUGUACACAAAUAACACCCGUAAUACUGGAAGGAGUAUAAUGUGGUGCCACCUAAUUGACACCUUCAAUAA